Drosophila montana is the source of this 982-nucleotide messenger RNA. RefSeq lists its product as uncharacterized. The record is from RefSeq and is a predicted model, not a curated record. The transcript is spliced from 3 exons. NCBI's taxonomy places the organism in Eukaryota, Metazoa, Arthropoda, Insecta, Diptera, Drosophilidae. Bases 43 to 666 code for a protein of 207 amino acids.
UCAAAACUAGUCUAACAAUUUGUUUGGUUUCCUGUACAAAAAAUGUUUUUAAAUGAUAUUGGACAGCCUUUAAUAUUAAAUCCUCAUAAAACAUAUGGACCUUAUGAGCAACAUAAUGGACCGAUGCUGUUAACAUCAGUCGCGUUCCAGGAUCACAGAGUUCCUUCAAAUUGGUGUGGGCGCAUUAUCGGCUCAGCAGAUGAUGUUGCUCGUUUCCAAAGCGUAUUACCGAAAUCGAAUCAAAGCUAUAAAUACGAUGCUCUUAAGCCCAACGAACCAACCGAAAUUGUAUACGACAAAACCAAGAUCAUGCUGACUUUGAUACCAGCUGGACAGAACGAGGCCAAUGAAAAUGCCACCUUAUAUUAUUUGAAAAAUGACUACAUCAGUGCUCUUAUAGCUGACAAUUUGACCGGCUAUUUAGAUUUCAUACCAAAGGCUGGUGCAUCCUUCCAUCUUGCACUUGGCAACGGCAUCGAUGUCAUGUAUAUUGACGACAUAUGCUAUAUGUCCGAGGACGAUGAAGCACUGGCACAAAGAGAGUAUAUUUAUGCUCUGGUGCAGCUUAUAAGGCCCAAAUAUUUGUACGGAUUACGAUUAGACAAAUUACCAAAGUGUUUGCUCAAUCUGUGCGUUCAGAAGGAUAAGUUGUUAGCCAACGAUUAAUCACAAUAAUUGACACCCAGAAGUACCGUAAAAAUUUUAAUUUACAAGUUAACGCAAUCGGGUAUUGGUAGGUAACUAAAAGCUUUAACUAAUUUUAACGCCGCCGUCUCCAAACUUGCACUAUGCCUUGGUUGCCUUGGCCUUGCUUUUCACUUUCUUUACACGCUUAAGACCAUCCAUUUUGCUCUUCAUAAAUUGUGAGUACAUCGCCAUCAUUGUGGGAACGUCUCCCUGGCGAACCACUGUGGAAAUCUGUUAUUUGACAUACAAGUGAACUGUUAAGAAGCAGAAUAUAUUAAUAAAAUGCUUUGUUUAC